This is a messenger RNA of Cynara cardunculus var. scolymus (artichoke), 459 nucleotides long. RefSeq lists its product as uncharacterized. The transcript has a single exon. The coding region runs from base 1 to 459 and encodes 152 amino acids. NCBI's taxonomy places the organism in Eukaryota, Viridiplantae, Streptophyta, Magnoliopsida, Asterales, Asteraceae. The record is from RefSeq and is a predicted model, not a curated record.
AUGGCUGUUGUUCCCAGAGUUCCUGCUACACUUACCACUGUUGAGAUCCUAGCAAUCAGGAUCCCUAAGGAAAGGAAAGAUUGGGAUGAUGAAGACAAAAAAAUAAUCGAAAUCGAUCACAAAUCCAAAAGGCUACUGAUCAUGGCAAUUCCCAAUGAAAUCUUCCAAUCCUUGGAUGGAUGUGAAUCUGCCAAGGAUUUGUGGGAUCAACUUGCCGAUCAGCUGGAAGGUGGAAUUAAGAUGAGGAAGAAUAGACGAGCCCAAUGUCUAAAUGAAUACAAAAACUUUCAAGCUCAUUCUGAUGAGUCCCUGGAACAAACUUAUCAUAGGUUCAACACACUCAUUAACAAAUGCAAAAAGUGUGAUGUGAUUAGAACCCAGGAAGAGAACAACAUGUUGUUCUUGAAAAGGUUGAAUGAAGAAUGGGAAAAUCGGUCUAUGUAUUUGCAAGCAAACUAG